Penicillium maclennaniae is the source of this 1521-nucleotide messenger RNA. Its product is annotated as putative carboxylesterase. Lineage: Eukaryota; Fungi; Ascomycota; Eurotiomycetes; Eurotiales; Aspergillaceae. The record is from RefSeq and is a predicted model, not a curated record. Bases 1 to 1521 code for a protein of 506 amino acids. Gene Ontology annotation, molecular function: carboxylic ester hydrolase activity. The transcript is spliced from 2 exons.
AUGUCCGUUUUACUGAUUGUGAGCUUCUUUGGAGGCCUUCUCUCAGCCAAGUCAUUACCAAAUGGUCCGAUUAUUGAUCUGGGAUACAACCGCUAUCAAGGGGUGACGCUGCACAAUGAAGUGGACCAGUAUUUGGGCAUGAGAUAUGCGAAAGCUCCAAUUCAAGACUUGAGAUUCCGAGCACCGGAAGAUCCUGACACAAACAGCAAUCUGUUGGACGCGUCAAAGUUCGGCCCUAUCUGCGUCGGCGUCGGACAAACUUCCAGCGGUACUUUGGCUGAAGACUGCUUGUUCGUCAAUGUCUGGAAGCCUGCGAACGCUUCCAAUGGUUCGAAUCUCCCCGUGUGGUUGUUCAUUCAGGGUGGCGGAUACGCGAACAACGCCAAUGCCAACUACAACGGGAGCGAAGUUGUCGAGCAAUCGGGACACGACAUCGUCUUCGUCAACUUUAACUAUCGCGUUGGUGCUUUGGGCUUCCUUUCAAGUGAAGCUGUGCGUCAGAAUGGCAGUCUUAAUACAGGGCUGCUCGACCAGCGUAAGGCGCUCCACUGGGUGAGAAAGUAUAUUGGACACUUUGGCGGGAACCCAGACCACAUCGUAAUCCAUGGCGAUUCAUCAGGAUCUGGCUCUGUAGCGCAUCAUCUCACCGCAUAUGGUGGUCGCAAUGACAAUCUUUUCGUCGGAGCUAUAGCUGAGUCUACAUUUUGGCCAACACAGCGGACUGUUGCAGAAAUGGAAUUUCAGUACGAGCGUUUCGUGAAGGACGUUGGUUGCGAUGAGAGCGAAGAUUCUCUUUCCUGUCUGCGCUCGGCUGAUAUCGACACCAUUCAAAAACACAAUAUCGAUCAGCCUUUUCCUGGCGGCAGUGAUGCCCCUGCUCCGCUGUGGUAUUUUAUUCCAGUGGUGGAUGACGAUCUGGUCCAGGAUCGCUUGUACAGUUCGUUCGAACAAGGCAAGAUUGUUCAUGUCCCUCUCAUUGUUACCGACGACAACGACGAGGGCACUGAUUUUGCAUUUAACGCGACGAGUGAGUCCGAGGUGGCACAGUUCAUGAAGAACAACUACCCAGGACUCAGUCCUGCCCAGCUCGAUACCAUCAACAACGAGUAUCCACUUAUGGACCCUCUUCCAAAACAUGCGGCAUACUUCCCGUCCGCAGCUGCAGCUUACGGAGAGGCAACAUUCACCUGCCCAGGAAAUCACAUGGCUGCCAGCAUGUCUCUAUAUUCUUCAUCAGAGCAAGUAUGGAACUACCGCUUCAAUGUUCGAGACCCGACUGAGCUCGCGAAUGGAAUGGGAGUUCCUCACGUCUUCGACCUGCCUGCCAUCUUCGGGAUAGGAGAAACCAAUGAGCCCACUUACUCCUAUGCCAACACCAACUCUGCGAUUAUCCCCAUCACCAUGGGCUACUACCUUAGCUUUAUCAAAGCGCUUAAUCCUAACGAGUAUCGGAAUGAGAACGCGCCCGCAUGGGAAUCUUGGGGGGGAUGGUCAAGGACAACGCUUGAAGCUCGAGACUAA